AUGGAUAAGGUGUUUAGGGCAAAAGAUAUGGCAAGAAAGCAUGUAACUGGGGACUACACAAAACAGUUUGAGUUGUUGAGGGACUAUGCUCUUGAACUUCAAGCUACAAACCCAGACACAACAGUCAAAAUAUAUGUGUGUCCUAAUGGCAACCCUGCAUCCCCAACAAGGCAGUUUAGAAGGAUUUAUGUAUGCUUGGGUCCACUGAAAAAAGGUUUCAAAGCAUGUCUUAGAGACUUAGUAGGUUUGUAUGGUGCCUUCAUGAAAGGCCCAUUCCCUGGUCAGGUUCUUACAGUAGUUGGUCUAGAUUCCAACAAUGGAAUUUAUCCCUUGGUCUAUGCAAUUGUUGAGUCUGAAAACACAGCUAGCUGGAAGUGGUUUUUAGAAAACCUUGGGGAUGACUUGGAGCUUGGGAGCAACUCAAACUAUACUUUCAUAAGUGACAGGCAAAAGGGAUUAGAAAUUGCAGUUGAUCAAUUGUUUCCCAAUGCUGAGCAUAGGUACUGUAUUAGACAUAUUCAUGACAAUAUGAGAAAGAAGUGGGGGCAAACUGAGUACAGGGACCAUUUAUGGAGGUGUGCAUCAACAACCACCAUUCAUGAGUUUGAACAUUUGAUGAAAGAGUUUAGUGAGUAUGAUAAGGAGGCAUGUCAAUGGUUAAAGCAAAUUCCUCCUGUACAUUGGGCAAGGAGAAUAGCUGUUUCUGAUGUGUUGAUUUCAAACAUGUGUGAAGUGUUUAAUGGGAAGAUAGAGAAAGGCAGGGACAAACCUGUAAUUUCAUGUUUAGAGUUCAUCAGGGAGUAUCUAAUGAAGAGGAUAUGCAAUGUCAUGAAGGCAAUGAAGAAGGCUAAAGGUCCACUAACACCUAUAGCAACAGACAUCCUAGAUGCAAGGAAAAAAGGUGCUUCACAAUAUAUUGCUAGGUGGAAUGGGGCAAACAAGUAUCAAGUCACUGGAGCAUUGCAAGAUCAACAUGUGGUGGAUGUUAGGAACCAAACUUGUACUUGCAGAAAGUGGGAAUUAAUGGGAAUACCUUGCAGGCAUGCAAUUGCAACUCUGAAUGAAAUGAGCAAAGACCCUGAGGCUGAGCUUGACAUUUACAAGUGGGUACACAAGGUGUAUUGGCUAGAGACAUGGCAAAAAGCUUAUUCAUUUAAGGUGGAACCAAUUAAAGGGAGACCCAUGUGGCCUAAAAGUAAUUGUCCAACAAAGCUAAUCCCUCCUCCACAUCGCACUCAGGUGGGAAAGCCUAAGAAAAAAAGAAGACAAAGUGAGGGUGAAAGGUUAAGCAAAAGGCAGAAGGCAAGUCAAGGUGAUGGAGUCAAUGAGAUGCAAGGAGAACAUUCCCAAGGGCCAAAAAAUGAUGGAGUGCAGAAGCUAUCAAGGAAACAUAUCAGUGUUACUUGUAGCAAAUGCAAGAAUAAGGGACACAACUCUAGGACCUGUAAAGGGCAAUGA
This is a messenger RNA of Lactuca sativa (garden lettuce), 1458 nucleotides long. The record is from RefSeq and is a predicted model, not a curated record. NCBI's taxonomy places the organism in Eukaryota, Viridiplantae, Streptophyta, Magnoliopsida, Asterales, Asteraceae.